CUUGCAGUGAAAUGGUUAUUAUAUAUGUUUCUGUGAAAUACGCACAUCAGGUGUUUCUCUGUAAAUGUAAAAAGGUCAAAGUGUACAAUCUGGACCUAAUGCAUCUACUUAUUGAGAAAUGAAGAUUCAGCAAUUGAGUAGGCUCAUUUUGCCUGGGAAGCACUCGCUGAGAUGGAGCCAUGUGCAGCUGAGGAUACAUGGCCUCUGUCAGAAGAGAGGCUUGUCCACGUCCUCUCUGGGAAAGCUGGGUGCGGCCUUUGACACCAAGCAGCAGCCCAGAGUCGAUUUGGGGUGGUGGAAAGAAAAUGAAGGCCUGUUCGGGUACCCGGAGCUGCGGACUGCCGACGGGUUCCUGGCGAUGCGGGACGGCGCCGUCUGCGACUGCCGCCGACUGGUGGACGAGGCGUGCAGCCCGCGCCGCCGCCGCAAGAUGGUGCUGGUGUUCGACGACCUGUCGGACGCGCUCUGCAAGGUGGCCGACAUGGCCGAGUUUGUGCGGCUGGCCCACCCGGACGCCUCCUACCAGGCCACCGCCACCGAGGCCUGCAUCGCCGUCAGCAACCUGGUCGAACAGAUGAACACGCACCGUCCGCUGUACGACGCCCUGGAGCGGGCCGUCGCGCACGGGGACCACGUGCACACGGACGGCGUGGACCAGCACGUGGCGCGCCUCUACCUGCACGACUUUGAGCAGUCGGGCAUCCACCUGGACGGCGCCAGCCGAGAGCGGGUGGUGCAGCUCACCGACCACGCGCUGCAGGUAGGCCAGGCGUUCCUGGCAGGCACACAUGAGCCGGCCACCGUGAAGAAAAAGGACCUUCCCGAGGACCUGUCUUACCAGUUCGCGGUGGACGGCGACUCUGUGACGGUGGGCGGGCUGAUGGCCGACUCGCCGCUGGACCAGACUCGCGAGGCCGCCUACCGCGUGUACCUGCACCCGGACCCGGGCCAGGAGGCGCUGCUGGCGGCGCUGCUGCACACCCGGCGCGCCCUGGCGCACCUCUGCGGCUUCCCCAGCUUCGCGCACAGGGCGCUGCGCGGCAGCCUGGCGCGCACACCGGAGACGGUGGACGCCUUCCUCUGCCGACUGAGGGACGAACUGGCACCUGAGGCCGCCAAAGAGUUUGACACCAUGGCCUCCAUGAAACGGGCCACCAGCUCCCGGCCUCUGGGCGCGUGGGACGUGCCGUACCUGGCGCACCUGGCGCGCCGGCAGCGGCAGCGCGAGGAGGACCUGCGCCUCUCCGAGUAUUUCUCGGUGGGCACGUGUAUGCGCGGCCUGAGCGCGCUGUUCGGUCGGCUGUACGGCGUGCGCCUGGAGGCGGAGGAGGCCCGGCCCGGCGAGCUGUGGGCGCCCGAUGUGCAGAAAUUGGCCGUUGUGCACGAGUCGGAGGGCCUGCUGGGCUACAUCUACUGUGACUUUUACACGCGGCCGGGCAAACCGAGCCAGGACUGUCACUUCACCAUCCGCGGCGGCCGCGACCUGCCCGACGGAACAUAUCAGAGUCCGGUGGUGGUGCUGAUGCUGGGCCUCCAGCCGCCCGGCUGGUCGCGGCCCUGCCUGCUCACUCACGCCCAGCUGGAGAACCUGUUCCACGAGACCGGACACGCCAUGCACUCUAUGCUGGCGCGCACACGCUACCAGCACGUGACGGGCACGCGGUGCAGCACCGACUUCGCCGAGGUGCCCUCCGUGCUGAUGGAGUACUUUGCCGGCGACGAGCGCGUGCUGGCGUCGUUCGCGCGUCACUACCGGACCGGCGAGCCGCCGCCGCCGGAGGCGCUGCGCCGACUCUGCCGCGGCCGCGCCGCCUUCCCCGCCGCCGACGCCCAGCUGCAGCUGUUUUACGCGGCGCUGGACCAGCGGUACCACGGCACCGAGCCGCUGUUGGCGCCCACCACCGACGUACUGGCUGAGGUGCAGCACGCCUUCUACGGGCUGCCGCACGUGGCCGGCACUGCCUGGCAGCUGCGCUUCGGCCACCUGGUCGGCUACGGCGGCCGCUACUACUCGUACCUGAUGGCGCGCGCCGUGGCCUCGGCCAUUUGGCGGGAGCUGUUCAGAGCCGACCCGUUCGACCGAUCUGCCGGGGAGCGGUACCGCCGCGAGUGUCUGGCCCACGGCGGCGGUGUGCCCGCUCACCAGAUCGUCUCGGGCCUGCUGCGGAGGGACGUGUCGCCGGCGGAGCUGGCCUCGUCCAUCGUCACGGACGUCAUCGGCCAGCGGGCCGCCGGCUGACGGGCUGCCACCCGAGGUCUGACGGCAGUGCAGCCGCCGCUGAGGUGCCGUCACCCGAGGUCUGGCGGCAGUGCAGCCGCCGGCUGACGGGCUGCCACCCGAGGUCUGGGGGCAGUAGCCGCCGCUGAGGUGCCGUCACCCGAGGUCUGACGGCAGUGCGGGCGCCGCUGAGGUGCCGUCACCACUGCUGGCCGACUGGGAGGUGGGUUAGCAGUACGAUGGUCGAAGGCGCUGAACACGACCUGAGGGGCGUGAAGGAAGGCGCUGUCGGUCAGGAUAGAUGGCUGUGACGUCACAGGGCGGGACGACGUGGAACUGCGCGCCGUCUAAUGGUGAUAAUAUGACGUCAUAGUGACGCCAUGAUGCGGCAGUACAGAAUCGAUCCGUCUCGCCAUCGUAAGAGCUCUUACUGCUCAAUGUUUGUUGUGUAGUAUAUCGUGUCACCUUCACCCAAUCAUACACCUCGAUAUCAUGAAGGGUCGUGACGUGUUUCUAGACGGCCAUCAAAAUGCUCAGGUAUUAGACAAAAUAUGUAUGCUACUGAUAAACCAGUCUUCCUAAAGCUUCUGUAAUAACAUAGGGCAUUCGACAGGUUUUUUAUCUCUGUAAUCUUAUUUUGUAAUCCGGUCAUUUUGUUGGUGAUUUGUUCCAUAUUCAACGUUUUGGAAGUCACACAUGUGCGGCAUUUCUUGAGAGGUCAAUUUUGAUUUCUCGUGGUACCCCUGGCGCCAUACCUCCACCACGGAGUGACACAAGUCCUACCUCUGUGAGCGCGGCAUUAUCUGACUGCCCCCGCCCCUCAUUAGCGCUGCUCUCAUUAAUGGCCCGCUGGACGCCAUGGCUCUGCUCACCGCGCUGGCGCAGCGUGUGCCAACGCAGUCAUACAUCGAGGUGCAACAUUCAGAAUCGGUGCAAUAUGGGCCGGUAUGUAGUCACUCGUGCCAACCACCGCGGGGCUAGCUUUGCCAGGUGAUAGGUCGAUCCUGUCGCUACAUUUUGUGAGCUUCGUAACUGAUAAAUGUCAUCAGUGUUUUACAAGACAAUAAAUGACGCUUCCGUC
Messenger RNA from Amphibalanus amphitrite, 3299 nucleotides. RefSeq names its product mitochondrial intermediate peptidase-like. Gene Ontology annotation, cellular component: mitochondrion. Gene Ontology annotation, biological process: peptide metabolic process. The record is from RefSeq and is a predicted model, not a curated record. The transcript has 12 exons. Gene Ontology annotation, molecular function: metalloendopeptidase activity. Lineage: Eukaryota; Metazoa; Arthropoda; Thecostraca; Balanomorpha; Balanidae. The coding region runs from base 119 to 2239 and encodes 706 amino acids.